Physella acuta is the source of this 885-nucleotide messenger RNA. RefSeq lists its product as uncharacterized. NCBI's taxonomy places the organism in Eukaryota, Metazoa, Mollusca, Gastropoda, Physidae. The record is from RefSeq and is a predicted model, not a curated record.
AUGACUCAAGCCUGCGGCGUGCCUGCUGGGGGUGGCGGGGUACUACCCGGGGCCUGCUGGGGGUGGCGGGGUACUACCCGGGGCCUGCUGGGGGUGCCGGGGUACUACCCGGGGCCUGCUGGGGGUGCCGGGGUACUACCCGGGGCCUGCUGGGGGUGCCUGCUGGGGGUGCCGGGGUACUACCCGGGGCCUGCUGGGGGUGGCGGGGUACUACCCGGGGCCUGCUGGGGGUGCCUGCUGGGGGUGGCGGGGUACUACCCGGGGCCUGCUGGGGGUGGCGGGGUACUACCCGGGGCCUGCUGGGGGUGCCGGGGUACUACCCGGGGCCUGCUGGGGGUGGCGGGGUACUACCCGGGGCCUGCUGGGGGUGGCGGGGUACUACCCGGGGCCUGCUGGGGGUGCCGGGGUACUACCCGGGGCCUGCUGGGGGUGCCUGCUGGGGGUGCCGGGGUACUACCCGGGGCCUGCUGGGGGUGCCUGCUGGGGGUGCCGGGGUACUACCCGGGGCCUGCUGGGGGUGGCGGGGUACUACCCGGGGCCUGCUGGGGGUGCCUGCUGGGGGUGGCGGGGUACUACCCGGGGCCUGCUGGGGGUGGCGGGGUACUACCCGGGGCCUGCUGGGGGUGCCGGGGUACUACCCGGGGCCUGCUGGGGGUGGCGGGGUACUACCCGGGGCCUGCUGGGGGUGGCGGGGUACUACCCGGGGCCUGCUGGGGGUGCCGGGGUACUACCCGGGGCCUGCUGGGGGUGCCUGCUGGGGGUGCCGGGGUACUACCCGGGGCCUGCUGGGGGUGCCUGCUGGGGGUGCCUGCUGGGGGUGCCUGCGGCGUGCCUGCUGGGGGUGGCGGGGUACUACCCGGGGCGCUGACUUUUGUAUACAAAUAA